AUGUCCGCUGCCAGACCUGUUCUCAACGUCUACACCGAGUGUGGUAAGAACGUCGCUUCUACCGUCCCUCUUCCUGCCGUUUUCAAGGCCCCCAUUCGUCCUGACAUUGUCAACUUUGUCCACACCAACAUGGCCAAGAACAAGCGUCAAGCUUAUGCUGUCUCUGAUAAGGCUGGUGAGCAAACCUCUGCCGAGUCUUGGGGUACUGGUCGUGCUGUUGCUCGUAUUCCUCGUGUCAACGGUUCCGGUACUCACCGUGCUGGUCAAGCCGCUUUCGGUAACAUGUGUCGUGGUGGUCGUAUGUUCGCUCCUACCAAGACCUGGAGAAAGUGGCACAUCAAGACUAACCUCAACCAAAAGCGUUUCGCUACUGCUUCCGCUUUGGCCGCCUCUGCCCUUCCUUCUUUGGUUAUGGCCCGUGGUCACCGUGUUGAGAAGAUUGAGGAAGUUCCUCUCGUUGUUGCUGACUCCAUUGAGAAGUUGACCAAGACCAAGGAAGCUGUUGCUUUGUUGAAGUCUCUCAACGCUUACUCUGAUGUUGUCAAGGUCUCCAACUCCCGUAAGCUCCGUGCCGGUCAAGGUAAGCUCCGUAACCGUCGCCACAGACAACGUCGUGGUCCUCUCGUCAUCUACAACGAGGACAACGGUCUCGUCAAGGCUUUCCGUAACUUGCCCGGUCUCGAGCUCGUUAACGUUCGUCGUCUUAACCUCUUGCAACUCGCUCCUGGUGGACAUCUCGGUCGUUUCAUCAUCUGGACUCAAUCCGCCAUUGCUCUCCUCGAUGAGCUCUACGGUACCUAUGAGGCUCCCGCUACCUUGAAGAAGGACUACGUUUUGCCUGCUCACAUCAUGACCAACCCUGAUGUUGCUCGUCUCAUCAACUCUGAUGAAAUCCAAUCCGUUGUUCGUCCCGCCGGUAACAAGCACCACAAGCGUCCCUUCACUCAAAAGAAGAACCCUCUCAAGAACCAAGGUGUUAUGAACCGUCUUAACCCUUACGCUCAAGUCCUCCGUCGUGCUGAGCUCGUCAAGGCUGAGAAGGUUGCUGCCGGUAAGGUUGCCAAGGUCCAAAAGAAGAAGACCCCCAACACCGUUGCCUCCAAGAAGUUCUUGGAAACUCUCCGUGCCGAUUAA
This is a messenger RNA of Mucor velutinosus, 1134 nucleotides long. RefSeq lists its product as uncharacterized. The transcript has 2 exons. The record is from RefSeq and is a predicted model, not a curated record. Gene Ontology annotation, biological process: translation. Bases 1 to 1134 code for a protein of 377 amino acids. Gene Ontology annotation, molecular function: structural constituent of ribosome; RNA binding. NCBI's taxonomy places the organism in Eukaryota, Fungi, Mucoromycota, Mucoromycetes, Mucorales, Mucoraceae. Gene Ontology annotation, cellular component: ribosome; cytosolic large ribosomal subunit.